ACUCAUCCCUCCAAACAUCUUCACAAUGGCACCCCACUUUUUGAUUCUCGUCAUGCUGGCUGCCUUGUUGAAAGGUGGCCUCUCCCAGAUAGUCCUGACCCAAUCAGAUCCAGUGCUGAAGAAACCAGGAGAAUCCCACAAACUGGCUUGCGCUGUCACUGGAUUCAAUGUUAACAGCUACAAUAUGUAUUGGGUCAGACAGAAACCUGGCCAAGGACUAGAAUGGAUUGUUUACUAUUACUCAUCCAGUGACAACUCUUAUUCACCGACAAUCCAAGGAUGGUUUAUUGCCUCCAAGGACAGUUCCAACUUCUAUCUGCAAAUGAACAACCUAAAAGCUGAUGACACAGCUGUCUAUUACUGUGCAAGCGACACAUUUGGUAUGGUUUACCUUAUCCAUUAUGCACCGGCCGUCCCCAACCUGAUCCAAAGGCAGGAGUUUUAUAAAUGGGACCAGAAAGAAGGGGGAAGCAUUGGAGACUUCGUAGAGGCUCUGGGGAAUAUGGGAGACAGAGACUGCCCAAGCCUGCUGGGACUGGAGUGGUUCGUGCCAUUGGGGAUUGAGGUGACAGGCAUCAAUCGCAUCACCGAGGCAGACUGGGAGGAGAGCCUAAUGUGGGACUUCCAGGAUGUAUUCGACAGGAAGCUAGGCAAGUACUGUGGGUCCCCUAUUUCAUUUAAUCUGAACCUGAACAUAGCCCUGAUCCGUUUAAAGCUGAGUCCCUUUCGCCCUCAAACCAAAGAUCGAUGA
Molecule: messenger RNA, 751 nt
Organism: Pseudonaja textilis
Lineage: Eukaryota; Metazoa; Chordata; Lepidosauria; Squamata; Elapidae
Source: RefSeq, a predicted model, not a curated record